GGGGUGCUGCCGGUGUCCCCGAGGAAGGGGAGGUGUCCCCACGGACGGGGUGCUGCCGGUGUCCCCGAGGAAGGGGAGGUGUCCCCGCGGACGGGGCGGUGUCCCCGCGGCGAUGGCGGCCCUCCGGAUCCAGAGCGACUGGAGCCGCGCGCUCAGCAGGGACGAGGGCGAGGCCUGGCUGAGCUGCCGCUGCCCCGGGAAGCCCACCCUGUACGGCAGCGUCACCCGCCGCGGGCUCAGUUCCGAGGGCAUCCCAGACAUCGCGGCCUCCGAGGGAUUCCUGGUUCAGGAAGUCACCAAGAAAAGCAUCCUCAUUUCUUGUCCUCAUGAAAAUGUGUCCACAAAGUUCCUGGCCCCGUACACAACUUUUUCUAGGAUUCAUCAGAAAAGUAUCACCUGUCUUGACAUUUCCAGUGGUGGAGGACUUGGUGUAUCCACCAGCACAGAUGGGACCAUGAAAAUCUGGCAGGCUGCCAACGGAGAAAUAAGAAGACUAUUGGAAGGCCAUGUGUAUGAUGUGAAUUGUUGCAGGUUUUUCCCAUCUGGCCUCGUGGUGCUGAGUGGGGGAAUGGAUGCCCAGCUAAAGAUCUGGUCAGCAGAGGAUGCCAGCUGUGUAGUGACAUUUAAAGGUCACAAAGGAGGGAUUUUGGACACUGCCAUUGUGGAUCGAGGCAGGAAUGUCCUGUCCUGCUCCAGGGAUGGCACUGCCCGGCUCUGGGACUGCGGGAAAUCCGCCUGUCUGGGUGUCAUUGCCGACUGUGGCUCCCCCGUGAACGGCAUCGCCGUAGGCACUGCUGACGACUCCCUGAAUCUGGGCGCACCCGAAAAUCCUCCCAGUGAGCGUGAGAUUGGGACAGAAGGGAAAAUCCUGCUGCUGGCCCGGGAGGACAAGAAGCUUCAGGGAGUGGGACUGCAGAGCAGGCAGCCGGUGUUCCUCUUUGUGGGAUCUGACGCCUUCAACUGCUGCACGUUCCUCUCGAGCACCUAUAUCCUGGCAGGGACUCAGGAUGGGAACAUCUACCAGCUGGAUGUGAGGAACACAAACGCUCCAAUCCAGGUCAUCCACAGGUCGGGAGCGCCAGUGCUUUCUCUGCUCCCAUACCAAGAUGGAUUCAUUGCCAGCCAAGGGGAUGGCACCUGCUUCAUCCUCCAGCAAGACCUGGAUUAUGUCCUGGAUCUCACUGAGGCCGACUGCGACCCCGUGUACAAGGUGGCUUCUUGGGAGAAGGAGAUUUACACGUGCUGCAGAGACGGGAUAGUGAGGAGAUACCAACUUUCUGACCUUUAAGUGUUUGAAGGGACCAAAUAGUGAGGAAAUGUGUCAGGAUGGCUCUUCCAAGCUGAUUUUCCUGGGAUGUGUAUGCACAAUUUGAGGCUCUUGUGGUGACAGAGUGUUUUGGUGGCUGAUCAUAUUUCUGCCUUCGACACAACUGGGAUCAAAUUUUAAUGUAGAGAUGAUGUUGUGUUGCAA
This is a messenger RNA of Pseudopipra pipra, 1471 nucleotides long. RefSeq names its product proteasomal ATPase associated factor 1 (gene PAAF1). The transcript is spliced from 12 exons. Lineage: Eukaryota; Metazoa; Chordata; Aves; Passeriformes; Pipridae. The coding region runs from base 113 to 1288 and encodes 391 amino acids. Gene Ontology annotation, molecular function: protein binding. The record is from RefSeq and is a predicted model, not a curated record.